CAAAACAUUUCUGCAAUAGUUGUUGAUUGACACUAUACAACCCACAACAAACACCAGGCUUCAUUGUGUUACACCACUUUAGGUUUGUUUCUACAUCCAGCCGCUCAUUUCCUGGUUUAUCAAUUCUAACUAUAGGGAAGUGGACACACGCUCAUGUUACAGCAGCAGUCUGUUUAGGGAACUGUACCGUGUGGAUAUCUAACAACUAAUAAUAUCUCUUUAUUAUCUCUAUAUAUUUUGAGCCACAAACCCACAGAAAGUGCUACGUGCUGUUUCUGUCAUCUCUGAUAUGCUUCUCUUCGACCAAACCUGAUCUGUGUCGCUGUUUUUUUUAUUUAUUUUUUAAAAAAAGAAUCGACUUCUCGACUUUAGGAUCUGAAGACCGACCGACAUCCUGCAUGUAGCUCAUUUAAGACAUUUAAACGACUCGGUUCAUUUUUGAGAUUCGAUUUAGAGAGUUAUUUCAAAUUGAUCAGAAAUGGAAGGCAACGAAAGUGCAAUAAACAGAGUUGGUCGUGCUGUGUGGACAGUUUGGGGCUACCUCUCAGGUGCUGUAGGAAGAUAUCUCAGACCAGAGGUCAGGAAUGAAGAAGCCCAGAACAUACAAAUUAAACAAGAAGACACUGUAUCCAUCAGUAAGAGUUAUAAGGAGUUGAAAGUAAAGGAACAGGAAAAAGAACGAGAUGAAACAAAGAUGAGAGAAGAUCUGCAGUAUCCCAUGGUUGCCGUGCGGGCUGCUGCUGUUCAAUGGGAAAAAAAGAACGUUGCUCAUCAUAGUCAUGAAGAAAAAGUCAAAAGCAAACACACCUUCGCUGACCCAGAUGCCGGAGACAGGAAAUUGCAGAUGAAGAAGGAUAAAGAAAAAACGUUGGAUGAUAAAAGUGGGUCAGGAAAAACUCACGAUGGCCAAAUUACUGAACCGGAUGAUUCACCUGCUAACAUCGAUGCACAUGUAAAGAACCAAGACAGAACAUUUUCUGGAAGUAUGGAAGAUAAUGUAAAUGUUGAGAGGAAUAAAACCAAUCAGGAACAGACAAAGAAAUCAGAAGAGAAAGAGAAAAUCAUGCAGAGAGAGUUUGAUGAAACUGAAGAAGAACCCAUUAAAAGUGUGUGUGUUGACAAGGGCUUACUGGCCGAGGAAGUUGAUCUGAAUGAGAGGAGGAAACGCGAUCAAGAAUGGUGUGAAGAGGAAGAGGAACGUGUUAAUGAAAUGAUAGAGAGAGACAAUAACGAAACUGAAGAAAAAAGUGAAUUUAUUGUCCAGGCUAAGGAAGCUGAGCUAAAUGUUGAGAGAAGUGAAAGCAAUCAGAAACUGGAAGAGGAAGGUAUUGAAAUAAUGAGGAGAGAGAAGGAUGAUACUGAAGAAGAACUGAUUAGAUGUGAGUUUAUUGAACAAGGCUUACUGGCCAAGGAAGCAGAUUUAAUAGUUAAGAGGAGUGAAAGCAACCAGGAGCAAAGAAAGAAACAGGUAGAGGAAGCCAAAACUACAGAAGAACUGAUUCAAUGUGAGUUUAUUAACAAGGGAUUAUUGGCCAAGGAAACUGAUCUAAAUGUGGGGAGGAACGAAAACAAUAAGGAACUGGGAAGGGAAGAGGAAGGUGAAGAUGAAAUAAUGUGGAGAGAGAAUGAUGUAACUGAAGAAGAACCCAUCAAAAGUGAGUUCACUGAACAAAGCUUAUUGUCCAAGGAAGCUGAUCUAGAUGUUGAGAGGGAUGAAGACAACCAGGAACAGAGAGGGGAGGAGGAAGAGGAAGGUGCUGAUGAACUAAUGUGGAAAGAGAAUGAUAUAGCUGAAGAAGAACCAAUGAAAUGCCAGUUUAAUGAGCAAGUCCUACUGGUCAAGGACGCUGAUCUGGAUGUUGAGAGGGAUGAAGACAACCAGGACCAAAUAGAGGAAUCGGAAGGUGUUGAUGAAAUAAUGAGGAGGGACUAUCAGGAAACUGAAGAAGAACCAAUGAAAUGCCAGUUCACUGAGCAAGACCUGCUGGUCAAGGAAGCUGAUCUAAAUGUUGAGAGGGAUGAAAACUAUCAGGAACAGAAAAGGAAUUGCCAAGAAGAAGAAGAAGAAGAAGAAGAAGAAGAAGAAGAAGAAGAAGAAGAAGAAGGUGUUGAUGAAAUAAUGAGGAAAGUGAAUGAUGUAACUGAAGAAGAACCCAUCAAGAGUGAGUUCACUGAACAAGGCUUAUUGUCCAAGGAAGCUGGUCUAGAUGUUGAGAGGGGUGAAGACAACCAGGAACUUAGAGGGGAAGAGGAAGGUGUUGAUGAAAUAAUGAGGAGAGACUAUGAGGAAACUGAAGAAGAACCAAUGAAAUGCCAGUUCACUGAGCAAGACCUACUGGUCAAGGAAGCUGAUCUAGAUGUUGAGAGGGAUGAAGACAACCAGGAACAGACAGGGGAAGAGGAAGAGGAAGGUGCUGAUGAACUAGUGUGGAGAGAGAAUAAUGAAACUGAAGAAGAACCAAUGAAAUGCCAGUUCACUGAGCAAGACCUACUGGUCAAGGAAGCUGAUCUAGAUGUUGAGAGGGAUGAAGACAACCAGGAACAGAGAGAGGAAGAGGAAGGUGCUGAUGAAAUAAUGAGGAGAGACUAUGAGGAAACUGAAGAAGAACCAAUGAAAUGCCAGUUCACUGAGCAAGACCUACUGGUCAAGGAAGCUGAUCUAGAUGUUGAGAGGGAUGAAGACAACCAGGAACAGACAGGGGAAGAGGAAGAGGAAGGUGCUGAUGAACUAGUGUGGAGAGAGAAUAAUGAAACUGAAGAAGAACCAAUGAAAUGCCAGUUCACUGAGCAAGACCUACUGGUCAAGGAAGCUGAUCUAGAUGUUGAGAAGGACGAAGACAACCAGGAACAGAGAGAGGAAGGUGUUGGUGAAAUAAUGAGGAGAGCGAAUGAUGUAACUGAAGAAGAACCCAUCAAGAGUGAGUUCACUGAACAAGGCUUAUUGUCCAAGGAAGCUGGUCUAGAUGUUGAGAGGGGUGAAGACAACCAGGAACUUAGAGGGGAAGAGGAAGGUGUUGAUGAAAUAAUGAGGAGAGACUAUGAGGAAACUGAAGAAGAACCAAUGAAAUGCCAGUUCACUGAGCAAGACCUUCUGGUCAAGGAAGCUGAUCUAGAUGUUGAGAGGGACGAAGACAACCAGGAACAGAGAGAGGAAGAGGAAAGUGCUGAUAAACUAAUGUGGAGAGAGAAUGACGAAACUGAAGAAGAACCAAUGAAAUGCCAGUUCACUGAGCAAGUCCUACUGGUCAAGGAAGCUGAUCUAGAUGUUGAGAGGGACGAAGACAACCAGGAACAGAGAGAGGAAGAGGAAAGUGCUGAUAAACUAAUGUGGAGAGAGAAUGACGAAACUGAAGAAGAACCAAUGAAAUGCCAGUUCACUGAGCAAGUCCUACUGGUCAAGGAAGCUGAUCUAGAUGUUGAGAGGGACGAAGACAACCAGGAACAGAGAGAGGAAGAGGAAAGUGCUGAUAAACUAAUGUGGAGAAAGAAUAAUGAAACUGAAGAAGAACCAAUGAAAUGCCAGUUUACUGAGCAAGUCCUACUGGUCAAGGAAGCUGAUCUAGAUGUUGAGAGGGAUGAAAACUAUCAGGAACAGGGAAGGAAACAGGAAGAGGAAGAGGAUGAUGUUGGUGAAAUGAAGAGUGAGAAUGAUGAAACUGAAGAAGAACCAAUUAAAGAUGAGUUAAUUGACCAGCUCUUACUGUCAAAGGAAGCUGAUCUAAAUGUGGAGCGGAAUGAAAGCAGUCCGGAUCAGAGCUGGAACAAGGAAAGUGUUGAUGACUUGAUGAUUUUGAGGAGAGAGAUUGAUGAAACUGAAGAAGAACCAACGAAAGGCAAGUUUAUUGACCAAGGAUUCGAUCCUAAGGAACAGGCAGGUGUGCGUGAUCUGGGAACUACAGCAGAGGUCCAUGUGACCGCAAUAGAAAAGAUAACGGAUAUAUCAAACAAGCUUGACAACAAAGCAAGAAAAUCACACAUGGUGGAUGAGGGUUUGUUUAUUCAGCCGGCUUCAACAUGGGAAGGGAGAGACCCUUUAAACCAGAGCCUCCAGAUGGAGGUAGAAAUGCAUGUACAUGAACAGGAAGUGAUUGAAGUCUGCAGUGAGGAAACAAGGCAAGAGGCUGAGGGAAAUCAGAAAGAUGGACACCAUGAAGGGUUCUCAACUCUCACUGUUGAAGAACAGAAAGUCUUUGACAUGGAAAUGAAAAAAACAGCGAAACAACCUGAAGACAUUGAUAGAGAUGUGGAGAUGACGCAGAUCGAAAAUGCAGAAACGUACCAGAAAGUGUUUGAACCCAUCCACAGGUUUGAUGAUGAGGACAAUACUUUGGCUGUAACAAUAAAAAAGCAGCAAUUAGAACAAAGUACAGAGCAAAAGGCCACAUCUGAGGAGGAAUUGAAUGUAUCUGAUACAAUUCAUGAUCAUGACGGAUCACAAAGUCCAGUGACAAUGACUAAACAAGACUUUGAGGCUAUCAUUACACAGCCAGAAACAGGGGCAGGAAACCAAAUAGAAACUGCUGAAACCACAUCAAAUGUCAGAGCAGAAGUUGCUGCAGUGGAUGUGAAGAAAUCAGCCGAGAGAGAGACACUAUAUCAUGAGCAGCCUGAAGAUAAAGAAGAAGUGGCUGUACAGGAAAUAACAGGCAAAUACUUCUUUGAAAAAGGUUCUUUGCUAGAAGACCUUGUAUCACCAGAUACAAGAAUAAAUGAAGCACCAUUUAGUGGAAUAAUAAAGUCAAUUCCUCUCGGACAAGUGGAGGAAACUGUAAUUGAGUCGCUUGAUGAAAUGAAAGGUUCUUCAUUGCAGGAACUGGAUGAGUGCUCCAGUGAAGAUGAACUAAAUCCAAAAGCAAAGUCCAGCUUCCCUGAUCAUACAGCUGAAAUGUUAGAAACACAAAUGAGCAAGCAAGCUCAACCCGAUCAUGAAAUUUCUCUUGUAGAGAACACUUGUGAUAACUCGAUUGCCAACGAGACCCCAGGAGAAGAUCAGAUCAAUCAGGAUAAGUUUACAGAGCAAGGUUUAGCUGCUGAAGCCUCAUCACAUGGACUCUCUAAGGCUUUGUACUUACCAGAGAUCGAAUCCGAACAGGAAACCCUGGAGAUGCAGACAGAUUCGCAGAAGUAUACAGAGGAGCAAAAGAGGACUGAUGAAGCAGAGACUGGAAUAUUAGAUGAAAUAAAGGGUGUGACUACCUGUUUGGGUGUUGAGGAAAUGAAGGCCCAUGAAAGAAAAGAACAUACAAGCGAUCUUGAAGGCUUUGAGGAAACGUCAGCGAGUAACAUAAAUGUGGAAGUACUGAAUGAUGCACGGGAAUGGGAGAAGGAAUUGGCAGAAGAAAUGACAGGUGUUCAAACAGGUGGAGAAAUGAAAGAAACGGAAGAACCAAUCCACCAAGACGAAGGAACGGAUAAGCGGCAUCUAGACAUUUCUGAAUCGGAAGCAUCCAAGGAAAUUAGCCAAGAACAGGACGAACAAGUCAGACACGGAGAAUCGGUAGUAGACGGUAAGGAGGACAUCGAAAGAAGAGGCAAAUCUGGACUGAAGAGAGUGUUUGAAAAAAUCGCAGGAGUCAAUGACAAGGAUAAACCAUCUGUAUUAACAGAUCUUUUACCUCCAUCAAAGGCUUCAUCCUUGGACUUCUCAUUCCAGAAGUCAAAGAUCGCUGUGAAAAACCCUCUCGUUCGACCCCCUAAAGACCCGCGUACUCUUAUAAACAUGGCUUCUGUAGAACCCUUGACUCGUCCUCCUCAUCCUUUACAGACCGGCUUUGUAAAAAAGAGUCAUUUAGAAGGUGCAUCACUACCAAGCAAAGGUGUGAUUGGAUUCAAACUCCCUGGUCUGGGUUCAGGUUUUCCUGUACUGAGAAAAACUGAAACUGGAGGAAAAAUAAGAGAUGGGGAAGAUUCAGCGAGUGCAACAUCACAGAAAUCUGACUCAGGCUCACAGUCAGCAGAAGAUAACGUCAAGCAAGAGACAUCGCCUCACAAACCAAAAUGGACACCACCAAGACAACCUGGGAUGGGCAACCCCCUGAUGAUGGCAGAGCUGAAGAGCAAACUCAAAAAACCUUCAAAAGAGUAAAAGAUAUUUAACAGAUGAAUUACGCUUAUUUUUUUCAUCCGUGCAAUGUAAAUAAAUUCAUGUCUAAAAGAGAUUUAAUGCAUGUUUAUCAUUAAAAUAUACGUACAAAAUGUGA
This is a messenger RNA of Tachysurus fulvidraco (yellow catfish), 6200 nucleotides long. RefSeq names its product trichohyalin. Bases 479 to 6085 code for a protein of 1868 amino acids. Lineage: Eukaryota; Metazoa; Chordata; Actinopteri; Siluriformes; Bagridae. The transcript is spliced from 6 exons. The record is from RefSeq and is a predicted model, not a curated record.